Molecule: messenger RNA, 2599 nt
Organism: Chara braunii
Lineage: Eukaryota; Viridiplantae; Streptophyta; Charophyceae; Charales; Characeae
Source: the annotation of a GenBank genome assembly
GUUGAUUUACUCCCGGGCGAAUUCAAAGGAUGCGGAACUGGCCGCUCGGAUCCUCGCCGGAUUUGCUGCCGGUCUUUCGAUACUCCCAUGACAACCCUAUUGGAGCGGUAGAGACACACAUUAUAUUCUUAACCUGCUAAGCGAUGAUGAUUUUGUGUACUGCACGAAGCACUUGCUAUACGAACUACGACGUCGUCUGAGACCAUAUGCUUCGACGACCAUAGAUAUGAAGGACAACAGCAUCCUGCGAGUCCAAGAGGCCGCUGCAUCUGCCAUUUGUUCCUUGAGUCAGGCUGCCAGCGAUAUUAAUGCAAUAGUGCACCGUUCUGAAGCUAAACGACGCCAAGAUCAUCCGCCUGCAUCGGCGUCCAACCUAUGUUAUGUGUUCACAACAGCAUGUCCGGUAGGAUGGCUCCUCUUCACCGCCGUACCUGAUUUGCGAAGUGCCAACGACGUCUGGGUGAAAAAGAUGAAAUCCUUCUUAUCUAAACCGAGCACAGUGGAAACUUUACUCCGAUGUGCGCAAAAGAACGUCUCGCUGAGUAUCUCCGCCGACUUCAUACGGACUCUCUCCUUGAUAUGGUCGCGCAGGAUGAUCUACUGGCAUCGUCUUGACAAGAGGAUGGAGGACUUGCCUUGUCCGUUGAAUACCAUUCAUGCCAAUCACAGGAAAACGAUCUUACGCAGUCUGCAGGACCUCGUGAAUUUCGCACUACAUGAGCCAGAGUUUUCUUUCCUCUCUCAACUCCACUUGGCCAAGAUUAUCAUCUCUCAGAAGAUUCGACGCACCUACCCUGCAAUCGCGGAGAUUCUAACAGCCUGCCUUAUCUACUGGCGGCAGGCUCUAGGCACUAAGGAGCUGGACUGGUUCGCCAGCGAGACUAUUGAAUGUCUGCGCGAUCUGUUCCAAGAUGCCCGAGAAAAGAGAAAACAUGUCAUCGAGCAGCGGAUUGCAGAAUCGCCAGGAGGUCUCGCUUGUCUCAGAUUGAUGUUCAACAGUCAUUUGAGCAUUACGCAGGCUCUUCGUAUCUUCGUGAAGAUCGAGGAUUUCAAUCGGGUAAUACUACGUUACUUGGCAAGAGCCCAGGUCAGCAACAGGACCAUUGGCCCGGAUGAUUAUGCACACCUGUGUUCAACAUCAGCUGCAGGACUGCUGGCGGAAUUGGCUAAGGUCAGGGGAGUAGCAGACUUGCUUGGACUCAAGGGAGUUGAAGACAAGGGGCCCAAGAGAAAUGCAUACGGCCAGUCGGUUGGAGGACAGCGACUCGGACCGACUUGUCAAAUAUUCGCCGACCGUUUCAUGCGAAGGGCAGAAGACGAGCAAUAUUGUAGAUUGGCAACGACCCCAUCCGACAGUCGGAGGACGGAGACCGACUCGUCACGCUCUCUGCGAUUAUCGCGUAGUGUGGCGAGAAGCCAGCGUGCAGGUGCUGACUGGGACUCAGAGAGCUGUGUGAUGUCCGAACUUCCAUCGCGAGUUUUGCCAGAACUGCGCCCAACUGGUCACGCUGUCCCCAAUUUUAGGGUACUAUGGCGCGAAGCCUGCCGUGCAGGUGGUGACUGGGACCCGGAGAGCUGUGACAUGUCUGAACCUCCACCACACUCUCAGCCAGAACCGCGAUCGGCUGGUCACGCUGUCAGCGAUUUUGACGUACUGUGGCGCGAAGCCUGCCGUGCAGGUGCUGACAUGGACGCGGAGAGUUGUGGCAUGUCUGAACCUCCAUCACGACUUCGGCGAAGAACGACUGCUCGCAUUCAUACUUCUCUUCUGGGAGUCGUUGGGCAAUCCGGCUUGCGCCCAGCGUUCGGCAUGUUCGAGGACUUGGAGCCGACGCUCAUGGAGACGUUUGAAUGGAGUCUGAACUCUCUCCUGGGGACCAGGAAUGCAACUCGUGUGAUCGAUCGCGUGCUCAAGACUUGCUUGAACGAUCUCGAUCCUAGGCUGCUAACGCUCUUCUUCCCGCCUAUGGUGAAACUGCUCAUCAAGCCAUGUGCCACGCUGGACGUGCGCUUGAAGCUCUCUCAGCUGGAGGUAAGCUGCAACGAAGAGAUUAGAGAGACGCUGAUCGAGGUGUUGACGACAACCGCUCCUCUCGUCCUUGAGAUGAGUGAUCCCACAGAGCAGGAACUUGAGGAGGAUGCUUUGUUUCCAUCCAAGGCCACGGUGCAGUCGUCUCGAAAUGAGUUGUGUGAUUGGCUAAGGAGGAAUUAUCCACAGCUGGACACGGGCACGGAUGGGCAGGGGGGCGACAGCACACCCAUUCAGCUGCUUUGGAACGUGAUUCGAUCGAAUCCUUGUCCAGAGCAGGGCCCUUCCAUCGUCGUGGAAAAUGGCACAGGCAACCAGGAGGCGGAUGCUUCUCUUACCGGCUCGCCGAGGCAAGAUUUCGUUAGGAGACCACGAAGAAAUUCUGACGGUCCUUCCUUGGAUAGGGCGGAUGGACCUGACAGGGAAACUGAUGACGUCCAAAGCCCACAGAGGGAUCUUGUUGACCCUAAUGAAAUACAAGAGAGUGUUACAUGAUGAUAUAAUCGUAGAUACUCAGUGUCGGACCCGUGAACGUGACCGGCACCGGUCACUUAAACGUGGCCGGCCGUU